AUGGCCGCGCGCGCACCGCUCAUCAUGUCGCGCGCCGCCUCCAGCGUCGGCCCACUCCCGGCUGCGGCGACGACCGUGGCCAGGCACCAGUCCGCGCAGUGUCUCCGUGCGAGGGGGGCUGUCGACGGCCUCUUCUUCGACCAGAGGACAGCGCGGCCGGUCCAUCACCUCCUCCCUGGCGCCAAGUUCGAAGCGAUUGGGAGCACCGCGGAGGCCGCGCUGUCGGAGGGGCUCGCGCAGAAGCUGCAGGGGGUCGAUGUGUUCGAUCUGAGCGGCAAGGCGGUGCCCAUCGUUGAUCUAUGGAAGGAAAGGAAGGCAGUGGUCGCGUUUGCCCGACAUUUCGGGUGUGUGUUGUGCCGAAAGAGGGUAGACCUUCUCGCCGUGAAACAGGUUCCUGGCUGA
Molecule: messenger RNA, 402 nt
Organism: Zea mays
Lineage: Eukaryota; Viridiplantae; Streptophyta; Magnoliopsida; Poales; Poaceae
Product: Thioredoxin-like protein AAED1 chloroplastic
Exons: 3
Coding region: 1-402 (133 amino acids)
Cellular component (GO): chloroplast
Source: RefSeq, a predicted model, not a curated record